UGUCCUCAAAGAAGCAUGGCUUCAUCAGAAAAUCCAUGAAGAUAAUUGAGCUUGGUUCUAACAGCUAAUAGCUGAUCAGACCACCAUGGUGGCCUCUCUCCUUUGCACCGUCGCCGUUGCGGUUCUCGCCGUGGCAGCGGUCGGCGGCGAGGCGGGGGUGGUGGAGCACACCUUCGUGGUGCACGAGAUGAACGUGACGCACUUGUGCAACACGACCAAGAUCUUUGUGGUGAAUGGGCAGUUACCGGGCCCGACGGUGGACGUGACAGAGGGUGACACAGUGGUCAUCCACGUCGUCAACAAAAUACCACAUGGGCUUACCAUCCACUGGCACGGUGUUCGCCAAUUGAGGAGCUGCUGGGCCGAUGGGGCAGGCUUCAUCACCGAGUGCCCCAUCCCGCCUGGCAGUGAGCGCACCUACCGCUUCAAUGUUACCGACCAAGUCGGCACGCUGUGGUGGCACGCCCACGUCACCUGCCUCCGCUCCACCAUCAACGGCGCAUUCAUCAUCCGUCCCCGCGAUGGGAAGUACCCCUUCCCGACACCCGUCAAGGAUGUACCGAUCAUCAUAGGUGAAUGGUGGGAGCUCGACCUCGUUGAGCUGGACAGGAGGAUGAGGGAUGGCAACUUCGACGACAACCCGUUGUCGGCUACGAUCAACGGGAAGCUUGGCGACCUUAGCAACUGCUCCGGCAUAGUGGAGGAGAGCUUUGUUCUCAACGUGAAGCAUGGGGAGAGCUACCUUCUCCGGGUCAUCAACACUGCAUUCUUCUCCGAAUACUAUUUCAAGGUCGCCGGCCACACGUUCACGGUGGUUGGCGCUGAUGGCAACUACCUGACGCCGUUCAAGACAGACAUGGUCACCGUUGCCCCCGGCGAGGCCAUUGACGUGCUCAUGGUCGCCGACGCCCCACCAGCCCACUAUCACAUGAUCGCGUUGGCUAACCAACCACCGGAGCCAGACCCACAGAUCCCGAAGUACAUCUCUCGUGGCCUCGUCCGCUACACCGGUGUCGAUGCCAACAACAAUGGCCUACCGGUCCCAAUGCCGAUCAUGCCUAACCAACACAACACCAUGCCAUCCUACUACUUCCAUGCCAAUCUUACUGGCCUCAUGCAUCCGAAGCAUCGUCGUGUGCCCAUGCACGUCGACGAGCGUAUCUUCAUCAUCCUUGGGCUUGGUACCAUCUGUCGUGGUCGGAACACCACCUGCAAGCGGCAGCGCAGCCUGGAGACCAUCGAGGUGGCCACCAUGAACAAUGUCUCCUUCACCCACCCAAACACCACUGCGCUCCUCGAGCGCUACUACGACGGCACUCCAGAAGGCGUUUACACGGAGGACUUCCCCGUUCGGCCACCACGGCCAUACAACUACACCAACCCUGCUCUCAUCCCUCCUGGCCCUCUCGAAGAGGUGCUGGAGCCAACAUUCAAGGCGACCAAGCUGAAACGGUUCAAGGGCUUGGCAGCUUCAACGCCAAGAGGGACAUCAGGAAGUUCAACUACCACAACCCUCAGCUCAGGAACACCAUAUUGGUUCCCCGCGGUGGUUGGGCCGCCGUCCGCUUCAUCACAGACAAUCCAGGGAUGUGGUACUUGCACUGUCACUUUGAGUUCCACAUCAUUAUGGGCAUGGCGACGGCGUUCAUCGUGGAGGAUGGGCCAACACCGGAGACGAGCCUGCCUCCACCGCCGCCGGAGUUCAAGAGAUGUGAUGCCUCUUGAAACAACUUAUCCUAACAACUAUGGCAAGGACCUUCCUCCUCUUUGCCAGUAUUCACUAGAUAAUGGCAUUGCCUUUGGGGCAUUUUAUUCUUGUAUUGCAUUAGUUAAGACGUACAUGUUAAAUUCCAGCGUGCACAAGCCGGUCCAGGCCAUGUGGUCAUCAGCUUCAGGCCAAGGUCACGAAAAGCACAACUUGAUCAUCUGCAUCUUGUUAUGUACUCCCUCCGUUUUUUGUUUGAUUUUUUUUUCUUGUCAAACUUCUUUAAUUUAACCAAAUUUAUAGAAAAAUAUAUUAGUAUUUCCAACACAA
This is a messenger RNA of Oryza sativa Japonica Group (Japanese rice), 2035 nucleotides long. RefSeq names its product laccase-20-like. The record is from RefSeq and is a predicted model, not a curated record. Gene Ontology annotation, molecular function: oxidoreductase activity; copper ion binding. NCBI's taxonomy places the organism in Eukaryota, Viridiplantae, Streptophyta, Magnoliopsida, Poales, Poaceae.